AUGGUUGAUAACCCUUGGCCUGAGGCACCAAUUACAGUCAUCGGUCCGUGCGUAGCCGACCUCGGGACUGACGUAGAAGCAUCCUUUUUCUAUUGCUUCGCGCACAUCGGCACUACCAGAUUGUCCGCCAUGAAUACGAUUCGAUCUACCUGGAUGGGCUGGGGCACCCUUUGCCUUGCUGGCGGCGGAGCGUACUAUUUCGCAAAGCAAUCGAUCAACGCCGACCGACAAGCCCGAUUCGAAGCCGAAGUCAAGCGCAAGGCCCAAAUGAAGCAAAUGGAGGAUGAGCACAAGCGCCAAGCGCAAUUGGCGUCGACACCAACCCCGGGCAACGACACUAGCUCGAAACGAGCGAGCAUGGCACGAUUCCAGAACGCCUCCGACGAUGCCGCCUCACCAAGCGCCGAAGCUUCUCACGAUCCAGCGCCUACUCGGCACGAACCCUUGACCGAGACCGACCGUGUGUUGGAGAAAGGGAAAUAUGAAACGUCACAGCCGUACCGGCCUCCGAGUGGGAACCGGUUUAGCUGA
Messenger RNA from Penicillium egyptiacum, 531 nucleotides. The record is from the annotation of a GenBank genome assembly. NCBI's taxonomy places the organism in Eukaryota, Fungi, Ascomycota, Eurotiomycetes, Eurotiales, Aspergillaceae.